CGAGUUCGGAUAGUCAGUUCCGGAGUAGAUGAUGUCGCUAGUUGCCGAUCGAUGAAGCGGCUUAAACAAGAAGUUGACGCUAUAAAAUCUGCCAGUAACUGCAAGCAGAUCGUUCAGUUCUAUGGCAUAACAUUUCAUGAGGGAGACGGUUUAGUGUGCAUGGAACUUAUGGAUAUCUCUUUGGAGCGGCUCUACACUGCUGUACACAGACUGGGGUACCCUGCCUUCGACGAAAAUACGUUAGGAAGCGUCGCCAUUAAUGUUAUAAUCGCAUUGAAUCAUAUGAAAGAUCAUUACCGUAUCAUUCACAGAGAUGUGAAGCCAUCCAAUAUUCUACUCAAUCGGAGAGGAGAAGUGAAACUAUGUGAUUUCGGCAUAUGCGGAUACCUCCAAAAUUCAGUAGCUCAAACGCAAGACGCUGGCUGCCGACCAUACAUGGCGAUGGCAUGGUUAUUGUGA
This is a messenger RNA of Cylicostephanus goldi, 459 nucleotides long. Lineage: Eukaryota; Metazoa; Nematoda; Chromadorea; Rhabditida; Strongylidae. The record is from the annotation of a GenBank genome assembly.